AAGAGAUCAACUAGCGCAAAAAAUAUGCUCCCAAAAUCUCCCGCAGUAGCCUGCGGCGGCGAUCGUCGCGACAGUCGCGACUUUUGCUGCGAUUUAUUUUUAUUCUCGCGGUACGACCGAAACUAUCCGCACGGCCGGUGCUGAUCUGCACGAAGCAUUAUAUCGCGGCUUUGAGCGCGUCCGAAAUAAGUGAAAAUUAUUGCUCAAUCAAGCUAUCACUAAUCACGUACCUAUAGGACCGGAAACAUGGGCAUCGAACAGUUAGGAUAUAGUGUGUUUUUUAUCGUGUUGACCAGCGCGAUUGCGGCGAUUGCCCGACGUUUGAACAACAAGUUGUCCAAAGAUGGCCUAGUGAAGGAGCUGAUCUUCGAGGCGAUCGCCGCGGCGGAACUGUGCGGGUGUUGUUUCGAGUUGAUUAUCGUGGCCGAUAAUUUCGGAGUAGCGACCUAUGCGGUAUUUUUGUUCACGCUCACCAUUUGGUGGGGAAUGCAGUGGGGUAACGCAACUGCCUGUCCGUACACCUACAUGGAGCAAAUUGUGCAAGGCGAAGUUAACUUCAAGGAAGCCGCCCUAAAGAUCUGGGCCCAGCUCAUGGGAGGAUGUUGCGUCUUUCGGUACGUGCAACUGUACUGGUGGCUUGAAAUGGCGGAAACUCAUGAGGGUAGAGCAUUCGAGGAAUGUUCAGCGGAUCUCAAGGUGAAUCUCUACGUGGGGGCUUUGAUCGAGGGCUUUGCAACUCUCUGCUGUCGACUAGCGUCGAAGGUCAUUUCCGAGAAGGAUGCUAAAUUUGGUGCCUUCAUUGACUCUUUCGUCGGUACCAGCUUGGUCGUUGCCGCCUUCAACUACUCCGGAGGAUACUUCAACCCGGUGCUAGCAACCGCACUGAAGUGGGGUUGUGCCGGUAAUUCCGCUUUGGAGCACAUUAUCGUCUACUGGAUCGGAUCAUGCACCGGGGCUGUUCUCUCGGUACCACUUUUCAAAACAUCAACCUUCCGCAAUUUGUUCUUGACAGAGAAGGUCAAAUCCGAGUAAACCGAAAAACAGUGUGACGCGUUUGGUUAUGCUACCCUUCUCCCAGUUUGUUCUAGUCACACUCAGCUGUCGAAUUGCAUCAACUUGCAAAUGACACCGUAUAUGUUACGAAUGUUGUUACUCCAGAUGUUAAGUUUUCACGUUACACAUUUUCGUCCGUAGAUUAUACUGAUCGGUAAGUAUGUUGGCUUUGCGAUUCCCAAAUCAA
Wyeomyia smithii (pitcher-plant mosquito) is the source of this 1240-nucleotide messenger RNA. RefSeq names its product aquaporin-11 (gene AQP). Gene Ontology annotation, molecular function: channel activity. NCBI's taxonomy places the organism in Eukaryota, Metazoa, Arthropoda, Insecta, Diptera, Culicidae. The transcript is spliced from 5 exons. Gene Ontology annotation, cellular component: cytoplasm. Bases 247 to 1032 code for a protein of 261 amino acids. The record is from RefSeq and is a predicted model, not a curated record.